This is a messenger RNA of Pogona vitticeps (central bearded dragon), 1331 nucleotides long. RefSeq names its product selenoprotein F (gene SELENOF). The record is from RefSeq and is a predicted model, not a curated record. Gene Ontology annotation, cellular component: endoplasmic reticulum lumen. Lineage: Eukaryota; Metazoa; Chordata; Lepidosauria; Squamata; Agamidae. Gene Ontology annotation, molecular function: oxidoreductase activity.
UUUCCUGUGGUGCCGCCGGUAGCCGCCUUGAGGCGCCAACAUGGCGAUGGAGAAAGGACUGGGGAACUUGGGGCGCUGCUGGGUGUGGUUGCUGGCGACGUUGCAGGCGGCGUCUGUCUAUGGAGCAGAAUUGUCAUCCGAAGCCUGUAGAGAGCUGGGCUUUUCCAGUAACUUGCUGUGCAGUUCUUGUGACCUUCUUGGCCAGUUUGGCUUGAAUCAGUUGGAUCCAUUCUGCAGAAAGUGCUGCCAAGAAGAAGCUCAAGCAGAGAUCAGAAAGCUCUAUUCAGGAGCAGUUCUUGAAGUGUGUGGAUGAAAAUUAGGGAGGUUCCCUCAAGUUCAGGCUUUUGUUAGGAGUGACAAGCCCAAACUGUUCAGGGGACUGCAGAUCAAGUAUGUACGUGGUUCUGAUCCUGUACUGAAGCUUUUGGAUGAUUCUGGGAACAUUGCUGAAGAGCUGAGCAUCCUCAAGUGGAAUACAGACAGCGUAGAAGAAUUCCUAAGUGAAAAACUAGAACGGCUCUAAAAAAGAAAAAACCCUCUUGAUUUGUGUGUGUGUGUGUGUGUGUGUAUUAAAGGCUUUAUUUCUCACAUCAUUUUUCAUCAUGGUAAUCUCCUCAGACAAAGCGUGAUAAACCCUGGAAAUCAUUACAGCUUCUGCAUUAAUUUUAAAGCUAUCCUGUAUUGUGUGGUACUCAACAUCUUUUAAUUAAAAGCAGAAGCUUCAUGUACAACACGUUUGACAAAUAGGCAGGCUGAACAAAUGGCCUGUCGUGGUACAUCUCAACUCAUCCUAGUGGAUGGAAAUCAUUAAUGAAAUGCUUUGAGAUAAAUGUAAUGCAAAUACUGAAAAUUGUUAUAAUUUGGCCAUUUUUUUAAACAGGCAAAUCUAUUUGUCAGUUCCUUAUAACUGAGAUGAUUACUGUGCUUUUUAAAUAUAUACUGCCACUCUUUGUACAGCUAUAGGAAUUUGAACUAAAUAAGAUGUACUCUUCUUUCCAAAGAGAUGUCUUCUAGCAUCCUCAGCAUUUUGUAUUUCCCAGCUCUCCUUUUUAUAGAACCAUUAUUUACGUUAUACAUAAUGAAUGCUUCUUCUUGAAAAAAAUCAUUUGCACUCUUCUUCAUAUACAGGAACUCAUGAUCUGGAGUGACUACAAACUACUAGCAAAAUGCACUUUAAUGAUGACUACAUAGAAAGCCUUUAGCAAAAGGCAUUUGUAGAUCUGAUGUCUAGUGUAUUUUUGUUAAGUGUUUCCAUCUUCAUUCAGCAGACAUGGGUUCAGUGAACAACAAAAAAAUCAGCGAGAACAAUAAAUUACUUUGGAGAAUCUGUA